AUGUACUACAGGCAGGUAUGUGAGGAUUUGGGUUUGUUGGAGAAGAGCUAUUUUGGUCUUCGCUAUCGCUCCAAGCGCGGGGAGCUCUUAUGGCUUAACCUAAGAAACCCCCUCGGUGUGCAGCUUAGAGGGCGCUCUCCACAUCGACUCAGUCUUCAGGUCAAGUUCUUUGUUUCCCCUCAAGAGCUACAACAGCCGAUAACAAGGCACAUCUACUACCUCACUCUAAAGAACCGGCUCCUCCUCGGUCAUUAUGCGGUCACAAAUGAGGAGAAAAUCAAGCUAUUUGGCCUCAUUGCCCAAGCAGAACUGGGCGAUGCUGACCAGACGCUACCCACACAGUACCACACCAUUCUACCAGACCUGAGUGAGGAAACCCUGAGUGAAGUUCUGACGGCGCACCGUGACAUCAUGUCGGACACCAUGACCCCGACGUAUGCUGAGAUCCAGUUCAUCGGCAACGUCAGCAAGCUUCUGGGGUACGGCGUGGAGUAUUUCUCGGCCGAGACCAAGGAACGGGCCCAGGUUGUGAUCGGUGUUUGUACGACGGGGUUGCAGAUCUUAUCGCAGAGCAGGGAGCUUAUGCACAGCAUCAAAUAUGAAGACAUCAGUAAGGUUUCCUACCACCAGAAUCACUUCUCGGUCCACUACUACCGAUCGUCGGGAGGCACCGGAGUCGAAGACGUCCUGACGGCGCUCAAGUUUCGCCUCGGCUCCCGGAAGAUCGCCCAAGCCCUGUUCAGAGCGUUCACAGAAUCGCAUACCUUCUUUAGGUGUGAGAGCGUAGAGCGGGUGGUAAGGCAGCAACAUUCACACACAGGGUUUGGUUCCUUUCUGGUCCUGAUGAAACCGGAUACCUCGAGAGGCAAGGUGUUCAGGUUUGAUGUCGGGCACACCAGACGCCAGGCCUACGACAGCGCCUGGAGGAAACUACACCCUGGCCACAGUCCCACGCAAGACCAAAGAUGGUCGUUCGACUUUGAAAACUACAGCGGCCAGCGGACCUGGCCCGUGUCGAGCACAUUGAGAAGCACGCACUCCCAGGAGAUUCUGUUGAGCCGACAGCCGACCGGUAGCCAUCCACCCAUCCAGAUCCCGAAACCACCCAGCGCUGCCCAAGAAGACGAUUCCAGUCCAGAUUCUACUCCGGACGGCACUCUACCCCACAAGGCCAGUAGGCGGGACGGAGGGAGCCCCAUGAGCGACGGCAAAGCGGAAGUGGAGAUGGUCGAGAAACUCCAAGACCAACUCUCGAACCUCCAGGAAUCAAGACUUUGUCAGGUUUGCCUAGAUAAGGAGAUGACCACUGUGUUCUGUCCGUGCGGUCACAUGUUCUGUUGCGAGACGUGCUCGAAAGAAUGCAACCGCUGCCCGGUGUGCCGAGCCGAGGUUAUCUAUGUUCAGAGAGUCUUCUUCUCCUGAAGCCAGAUCAUUGCCUUUUAUUAUUUUACCUCGGGGUUCCGCUUUUCAGACGAAUCCUGGAAUCCCGACAUUUCAUCAUAUUGUGUUGAAUUCCAGCGAUCACAAAUGGGUCCAGAUUGAAAAGUUAAAAUUUGAGAAUAUCUCAAAUAAGUAUGGAGUCUUCACCCCCCUGAAGCCAUAUUACAGCCUCUAUCAAUGUAUGUCGUGGUUUUACUUUUCAGACGAAUCUUGUAAUCCUGAAAUUGUGUCACAUUAUUUUGAAUGCUAGCAACCACAAAUGGAAUAGUAUUAAAAGUUGUUAAUAAUCAAAUACAAUGAUAUUUUCUGUUCAAUUUGUACUGAAAAUAAGUCUAAACCAAUUUUCAUUGGAGGAUGUGUUGCCAUUCCUGAAUAAAGCUAUAAAUGCUAUAAAUCAUUACAUGUUUGAAAUUGGCAACAUCAUGGAAUCACCGACAUCAUUGUUCCAAAAUGCCAAUUUGCAACGUUUUGUUGGAAUUCCACUUUUAUCAUUAUGUUCGGGUUACUAAUAAUAUUUCUCCUGCAAUUAUUUAUUUUAUGUCUAUAUUAUACAAAUAUUAGGAGGAGGUUGGGUUUCCUUUUUUUAAUACAAAUAUGAAAAUCCAUGAUUGUGCUACAUUUAGAUUACUGUAUAUUUCUUUAGUUGGUGAGGAAGGAUGGAAUUUUUUUUUUGAAGGGGGGGGGGGGGUGAUUUAUUUAUUCUAAUAAUGUUUGUCCAUUAAUUAUAAAGUCACAAAAAGGUGAAUUAUGAAAGUUGUUACAUGUUCAUUAUUUUCGACAGUGGCAGAUCCAGUGCCAGAAUCACGUUAUUGUAGAGUAUGUUUGCCACAAAGAAAUUUCUUAUGAAAAAAUAAUUUGUCAUUCAAUAUUUGUGGGGAUUUAUGGGAUACUUGAUGAUGUUACAUGUAUAUGUUUAUAGAUACAAGUAACGUAUUUGAAAGGACUAAUAUUUUCCUUUAUUGUAGAAUUUCAUAAUGCAAAGAGAAGACAAUGAAAAUAUUGAUAAUAUUUUGAAACUUUAUGAAGUGAAGUGUCCUGUAGCUAAUGCUUAUUGAAUCCAUUUAUUAUUGCACUUCUUGUAGUCAUUCGUUUGCUGAAUGAAUAUUGUGUAAUCACUCUUGCUGGGUGAUCGUUAAAUAUUUCACGUUUCAAAUGAAGUGGGAGUGAUCCCUUUACUGAGUCAAUAAUGUCGGGUAUUUUUGAAAGGCCCCGCACACCAUGCAACUGAACAUCGAUCCGAUUUUGGAAACAAAUCACUUUUUGCCUAUUUUCUAAAAAUGUCAAUGAAAAGUAUCUUUUCAUUUUAUGUUUGAAUUAACUGUUAGAAUACUAUUAUAACAUUUUUGGAUGAUUGCAUGCCUUUAUUUUGGAGUAAAUCGUAGCCAAUCGUACGACUGCUAUGACGCCAUUAUGAUUAGAUAUACCAUCCGCUUUUAUUUUUAUAAUGUUGGUAGCAUUGUCACAGAUUUGAAUGUAAGUAUUCAUACGAUCAUUUUGAAUGUCACACAGUAAGAUGUUCCGACAUUGGCAUAAAAUCUUACUACGUUUUAUUCCAAAAUCGGGUCCCAAAUUUGGGUCGCUUAAAUACCAAUCGUAUGGAGUGCGGAGGCCUUCAGUGAUAACUUCUAGUAUUGGAAUACAUGUGUAAAUUAGCAUUAUGUAUAUUGUAAACAGAAUUUGAAUUAGAGCAAUAAUGUCUAAUAAUAUAUAUAUUUUUUGUUACCAUUCUCAUUGUUGCAUACCUUCUAUGCACUUAUUAGAAAGAAGAUCUAUUUUUCGUAGCUCAUUACUGAAUCUAUAACUAUUGAAGUACCAUUGUGUAUAUGUAUGCACGAUUUUUUAUGAUAAUGGAAUGUAUCAUUCAUAUCACACAUGUCUAAGUUUUGAUUGGAUGUAUGAAUUGGUCCAUCGCGUACAACCGGGAAGGCACUAAUCUACAUUUGCCACUCUCCACCCUGGUGUUCAAUACGAACCCAAUCGGAUGUGAACACCAAAGUAGUUUUGCUUUAUGAUUGUACCAUAUGGAGAGACCAACAUGGAGCGUUGUGGCCCAGUGGAUUAGUCUUCUGACUUUGAAACAGAGGGUUGUGGGUUCGAAUCCUAGCCAUGGCGCAAUUCCUUCAGCGAGAAAUUUAUCCACUUUGUGCUGCACUCAACCCAGGUGAGGUGAAUGGGUACCCGGUAGGAAGAAAUUCCUUGAAUGCUUGAGCACCUAGGCAGCCCAGUUAAAGCCGGGGUAAUAAUAAUAGCAGGGCUCACCAGGAGAACAGUUUUCCGAACUGAAGUGGGUUCCCUGGGUAAAUAUACCUAUAUUAUUAUUAUUAUUAUAUGACUACUCACUUGUUAAAAAUGUGAAAAUUAAUCAUGUUAUUUGAAUUUGGCACUCUCCACCCAGGUGUUAAAUGUCACCUGAUAGGAAGUGAAUGUCAAUUUAGUCUUGCUAUACUACCGGUAUUAAUAUUUCAAGCACUGUUCAUUGGCUCAUGUUUUCCCUAGGAUAUCAUGUGCAAACAAGCCAGAAUCAGAUUAUAAAUUUGAAAAUUGAUUGUGUUAUUUGAAAUUGCCACUCUCAAUCUAGGUGUUAAAUGUGAACCUAUUAUGAUAUGAACGCCAAGGUAGUUUUGCAUUAUUAAAGGAGAAUGAAACCCUUGAAACCAGCUGAAUCCAUAUC
Lytechinus pictus (painted urchin) is the source of this 4111-nucleotide messenger RNA. RefSeq names its product E3 ubiquitin-protein ligase MYLIP-like. Gene Ontology annotation, cellular component: cytoskeleton. NCBI's taxonomy places the organism in Eukaryota, Metazoa, Echinodermata, Echinoidea, Temnopleuroida, Toxopneustidae. The record is from RefSeq and is a predicted model, not a curated record. The transcript has 9 exons. Gene Ontology annotation, biological process: ubiquitin-dependent protein catabolic process. Gene Ontology annotation, molecular function: ubiquitin-protein transferase activity. The coding region runs from base 1 to 1422 and encodes 473 amino acids.